CUUGAUCGCUGGGCUGUUGCAACUCUCAUACUUCCCGGCUGAUUCCAGGACCCUGCCCACCGCUAGGCUGUUUUCCCUGCCACGUGCCUUUUUUAACCUCUUGACCUCUAGCUCCUAAGAUUUCUAUGUGGAGGCCUGAAUACCACAUCCAGUUGCUCUAAAAACUUAGAUCUCCAUCCGUGAGAGAUUUGGGAGGAUCCUAUUAUUUGCACAUCAGCUCUUCCUGAAGACUCCACAUGACUUCUCCAUGCUCCUUCUCUCCAAAACCCACAAUUCCGCCAAUAAUCCACGAGCCCCAAGACCCCAACAUUCCACCUCCUUUACCCCCAAGUCCCCUGGACUUAGCUUUGCCACCCCUUCCCUGUAGUCUCCAGGCUUCUGUUCCACCCCCACCCCCACUGCCACCUCCGCCCUCUGCUGUGGAGGUUGUUCCCCCUCAUGUCUACGGCCUGGAGAAGAGCCGGCUCCUGAAGGAGGCCUUGGAGAAGGCUGGCCCAGUCCCCAAAGGCAGAGAAGAUGUGAAGAGGCUCCUGAAGCUGCACAAGGACCGGUUUCGAAGUGACUUGCAAUGGAUCCUUUUUUGUGCUGAUCUACCAUCCCUCAUCCAAGAAGGCCCUCAGUGUGGACUGGUGGCCUUGUGGAUGGCAGGCACGCUUCUGUCAACUCCUGACAGCGUCUCUCUGCAAAGACUGGUGCAGGUAGCCAUGGAGAGAGGCUACACGGUGCAGGGAGAGAUGUUCUCUGUGGCUGACAUGGCCAAACUGGCCCAGGAGACCUUGGACUGUGAGGCUGAGCUCCUCUGUGGUGGCCUGGGUGGUCCCAACAGAGAUCAGGUCCUGCAGCACCUCAUCACUGGACAUCCCUUGCUCAUCCCCUAUGAUGAGGAUUUCAACCAUGAACCGUGUCAAAAGAAAGGCCAUAAGGCCCACUGGGCAGUGAGUGCAGGGGUCCUGAUAGGUGUGCAGAGUGUGCCAAUCCCUGGCUACAUGGAAGACUCCGAGUUGCCAGGCCUCUUCCACCCAGUGCCUGGGGUACCCAACCAACCACCAUCCUUCCCAGAGGAAAGCUCCCCAGGUGCCAUCUUCCUUCUCUCCAAGCAGGGCAAGAGUUGGCAUUACCAGCUGUGGGACUACAACCAAGUCCGGGAUAGUAACCUGCAGCUGACAGACUUCUCUCCUGCAAGGGCCACCGAUGGGCGGGUGUACGUGGUACCUGCUGGUGGGGUACAGGCUGGCCUCUGUGGCCAGGUCCUGCUGCUUAGACCACGAGAGUGGAGCCAUUAGCUGGGGCUGGGGCACCUGCCUUGAACUUACCUCCAUCCCCGUUGGAGUGUCUCAGCUUCAUCCCUUGUGUGGUGUCUACAGUCCAACCUGUAUCUUGAGGACCUCCUGCUAGGAAUCUUUCACAGAAUCACCCCAGCUAUGUAGUCACAAGCUUAACCAUUGUCCAGAGUCUAAAUUUAUUACUUGCAGGAUUAAGCACUCCUUUGGUUAAGGGAAACUUGGUUUUGUGGAGUUUUUGUUUGUUUGUUUGUUUGUUUGUUUGCUUGCAUGUUUUUUAGAGCAUGAUCUCUGCCUGGAGGUGAUGGCACAUACUUCAAAACCCAGCACUCAGAAGGGAGAGGACUGGUUCUCAAUCUGUGGAUCAUGACCCCUUUGGGGGGGUCAAAUGACCCUUUCACAGGGGUUCCCUAAGACCAUUGAAAACACAUAUUUACAUUAUGAUUCAUAACAGCAAAAUUACAGUUAUGAAGUAACAAAAAAUAAUUUUAUCAUUAGUGGUCAGCACACCAUGAGGAACUGUAUUAAAGGGUCACAACAUUAGGAAUAUUGAGAACCACUGAGGUAGGGGCAGAGGGAAUCUCUCUGAGUUCAGGAUCAUCCUGGUUUACAUAGCAGACUCCAUGCCAGCCAGGGCUACAUAGUGAGACCCUUUCUCAAAAAGAAAAACAAAACAAAACCAGGGGUCUUAUUUGUAGCCCUAGAUGACCUAGAAUGACCUAUGUAGUAGACCACGCUGGCCCUAACCUCACAGAGAUCUGCCUGGCUUUGCUUCCUACAUGCUGGGAUUAAACGUGUGUUCCCCGACGCUCAGCCUAGAGAAAGACUCUUGAUAGUAACUGAGACCCUAGCUAUGGUCUUCCCACCCGAAUGUGACACCCAUUGAUCUCUCUUUGGGGGCAUCUUUUUAAGACAUCUACAACAGCCUGUACCCCCUGCUACCCCCAGCAUCUCCAAGUUUGCUCACAGGACAGAAAUUAACCCAACUCCCCUCUCCUUGGCCUACUCAGACUGUUGCUCACCCGUCUGACAGCCGUGAUGGACUUUCAGAUACUAAGACUGCAGGUGCCAACACCAGCCCUGGGCUGAAUGUGAUGAUCACUCUCCUUGAGCUGGCAAGAUGGCUAAUGGGUAAAGGUGCUUGCCAGCCUGGUGACCCAGGGACCCAUGUAACAGAACUGGUUCCCACAAGUUGUCCCCUCACCUCCACUUGUUUGCUGUGGUACUUGUGCAUUCAACACAAAUUCAACUAUAAAUAAAACAUUUUAAAAGCCUA
Messenger RNA from Peromyscus californicus insignis, 2556 nucleotides. It is a transcript of the gene Actmap, whose product is annotated as actin maturation protease. The transcript has 7 exons. The coding region runs from base 237 to 1283 and encodes 348 amino acids. The record is from RefSeq and is a predicted model, not a curated record. NCBI's taxonomy places the organism in Eukaryota, Metazoa, Chordata, Mammalia, Rodentia, Cricetidae.